UUCAAUUUUAAGCGCAGUGAAAUCAGAUGCUGCCGAGGUAGCCCAUGACCGUGAAAGCGCAGUUAGUGAUAGAUGCAAUUGCCAUCGAGUUACUCACCGACAGUCCAAUCUACAUUUGCAAAUGCUUGACACAGCGGUAUUGACAAAACGAGUCGUGAUGACCAUGAAGAUGGCGUAUUUUACUGUAUAUCGCAGUUUUCUGAAUUGUUCUUGCACCCCAAGACCAGUUUGGACCGGCGGACAAUAUCACGACUGCUAAUUAUCAUCUAACGACUCAACUCUACCGCCGGGAGUGGGACCCGAUAUCCGAUUUGGUAGCUGAGCCAUAGGCUAAUGACUACCUGGGAAAUAAAUAAAUAAACCGUUAAAAAAACUAUUCCCGUUCCUAUCGAGAUGCUGCUGCAAUAAUAGCGUUCAGAGAUUAGAUUACCGUGUGUGUUGGGUAGGUGGACACAGAGACUGCAUCAGUGUGUGACUAGGAGACGGCGAGCAGAGCAGACCCGGGAGAUAAAGAAAUCGCGGGUUAAGACAUUUGUGGUCCUUUUUAUGUUAUAGAUUUCUAUGGAGUUUAUCCCGUUCGAAUCGAAGGAGUCUGGGAUAUUCUUAUAGAUUUCAUUUAGCUACAUUAUCCCACGAUAUCGACAGAAUGAGGCUUGGUCUCCUAGUGGGAAAAUAACAAAAAAAUCCAAAAUGUGGAUACCAACAGAAGAUGAAAAAAUCGGAGUUGUGAUCUGCAGCUUCCGGAGCUCAGUAUGUCAGGCCCUGGUUCUGGAGAUAGGAGAGACUGUGCAGAUCCUGGAGAAGACUGAAGGCUGGUACAGAGGGUUUUCCACCAAGAAGCCUUCCAUCAAGCAGGGUAUAUUCCCAGCCAGCUAUGUCCACCUGAAGAAAUCCACAGUCAGCAACAGAGGGCUGUGUGAGACGGUGGUGCCUCUGGAAGAUCCUAUCAUCACUGAGACCACCUCCACCCUGCAGGAAUGGGGCGUGCUGUGGAAGCAACUCUACGUGAAGCACAAGGUGGACCUGUUCCACAAACUGCGUCAUGUGAUGAAUGAGCUCAUCGACCUGCGCCGGCAGCUCAUCCAGGGUCACCUGGCCCAAGACCAGACCAGAGAGAUCAAACGCCACAUCACUGUGCGCCUGGACUGGGGCAACGAACACCUUGGCUUGGACCUUGUUCCUAGAAAGGAGUUUGAAAUGGUGGAUCAGGAUCAUAUCAGUGUAUCUGAACUCUACAAAUUGCAUGCAUCCAGCCGACACAGUGGCCAGCCAAGCACAAACCAGGGCGACAACAUGCGUCAGCGUCAUGGAGAUGGUUGCCAUGUUCCGGUGCAGCACCACCUCUUCAUCAACUUGAAGAGCUUCACCUAUAACACCAUCAGCGAGGACGCAGAUGUCUUCUUCUCCCUCUACGACACCCGCGACAACAAACAGAUCAGUGAGAAGUUUAUGGUGAGACUAAACAAAAAUGGAGGGCCAAAGAACCCAGAGAAAGUGGACCGUCUGUGCGCUCUCUUCACGGAUCUGAGCAGUAAGGACUUGAAGAGAGACCUGUACAUUGUGACACAUGUCAUACGAACUGGUCGUAUGUUGUUGAAUGACUCAAAGAAGGGUCUGCCCCACGUGCAGUACAGGAGACCGUACGGCUGUGCUGUCCUGGCCAUGAGUGACGUGUUCCACACCAUCACUGACCUCAAAGAGGAGAAGGACUUUGUACUCAAAGUUUACACAUGUAAUAAUGAGAACGAGUGGUUUCAGAUCCACGAGAACAUCAUACGGAAGUCCAGCACAAAGUACUCAGCCCCUAGCACCAACUAUGGCCUCAUCAUCUCUCUACAGCUGCUGCGGGGGGAGCUGGAUCAGAUCAGGAGGGAGAACCAGGCUGUGUUCAGCAGGGCUCUGGCCAUCACACGCAAACUGGGCUUCCCUGAUGUCAUCAUGCCAGGUGACACUCGUAAUGACCUGUACCUGACCCUGGAGCGAGGGGACUUUGAGAGGGGGGGCAAGAGUGUCCAGAAAAAUAUUGAGGUCACUGUGUAUGUACUUUACGCCGAUGGGGACACACUCAAGGACUGUAUCAGUCUGGGUAGUGGGGAGCCCAACACCAGUGAACACCGCUCUUUUGUCCUGUACCACAACAACAGCCCUCGCUGGAGUGAGAUGAUUAAACUACCCAUCCCCAUAGACCGCUUCAGAGGAUCACAUCUGCGCUUUGAGUUCAGACACUGUUCCACUAAAGACAAAGGGGAGAAGAAGCUGUUUGGUUUUGCCUUCACUCCUCUGAUGAGGGAGGAUGGGACCACGCUGUCAGACGAGAGCCAUGAGCUCUAUGUCUAUAAGUGUGAUGAGAAUACAACAUUCAGUAACCAGGGCCUGUACCUGAGCAUGCCCUGCUGUAAAGAGGACUUCAACAGCUGCCCCAACCUGCCCUCCACCCUGCCCUUCCAGAGGAACCCCAAGGAGACCUUCUGGGUCUCCACACAGCUCUGCUCCACCAAGCUCACUCAGAACGUGGACCUCCUAGCUCUGCUGAACUGGAAAGCCCACCCUGACAAGGUGUUAGAUAUCUUGGGUCAACUACGCCACAUCAACGGAGAGGAGAUUGUCAAGUUCCUACGAGAUGUCCUGGAUACACUAUUUUGUCUCCUGGAUGACAACACAGAUAAAUACGGACCACUGGUUUUCCAGUCAUUGGUGUUUAUCAUCAACCUGCUCAGGGACAGUCGUUUCUACCACUUCCGGCCUGUUAUGGAGGCAUACAUACAGAACCACUUUGCAGGAGCUCUGGCCUACAAAGAGCUGAUUCGCUGUCUGAAGUGGUACAUGGACCGCUCUGCUGAGGUUGUCAGACAGGAUCACAUCCAGGAGGCCAUGAGGGCUCUGGAGUACCUGUUGAAGUUUAUCGUCCAGUCUCGGAUCCUGUACUCGCGAGCGACCUGUGGUAUGGAGGAGGAGCUGUUCAGGGCCAGCAUCCAGGAGCUCUUCCAGUCCAUCCGCUUUGUGUUGAGUCUGGACAGCCGCAGCUCAGAGACCCUCGUCUUCACACAGGCGGCGUUAUUGAACAGUUUCCCAGACAUCUUUGACGAGCUGCUGCAGAUGUUCACAGUGCAGGAGGUGGCUGAGUAUGUCCGGGGCACGCUGGGGAGCAUGCCCAGUACGGUGGACAUCGGUCAGUCUAUGGACGUGGUCAAACUGCAGUCUAUCGCCCGCACCGUCGAGAGCAGGCUCUUCUUCUUCCCUGAGUCUCGUAGUAUUUUGCUGCCGGUCGUCCUGCAUCACAUCCACCUGCACCUGCGCCAGCAGAGGGAGCUGCUGAUCUGCUCAGGAAUCCUCACUAGCAUUUUCUCCAUCAUCAAUACCAGCGCUAUGGAGUCUUCUGUUCAGGAGGAGGUAGAGAUGAUGGUGGAGAGCCUGUUGGAUGUUCUGCUCCAGACUCUGUUGUCCAUCAUGUCCAAGUCUCAGUCUCUGGAGACAGCUAGGGGGCAGCGCUGUCCCCAGUGCACGGCUGAGAUCACGGGGGAGUAUGUGUCCACUCUGCUGUCUCUACUUAGACAGAUGACAGAGGUCCACUUCCACCACCUGCUCAACAACUUCCACAGUAAAGAGGAACUCAAGGAGUUCCUGUUGAAGAUCUUCUGUGUGUUCCGGAACCUGAUGAAGCUCACCAUCUUCCCCCGAGACUGGAGUGUCAUGAGACUUCUGACCAGCCAUGUCAUUGUGGUGACAACACAGUACCUGUCCCCAGCGUUACACAAGAACUUCUCUGAGGCGGAUUUUGACUUCAAGGUGUGGAACUCUUUCUUCAGCCUGACGGUCCUGUACAUCAACCAGCCCAGUCUGCAGCUGGAGCCCCUCACACAGGCCAAGAGGAAGAAAGUCCUGGACAAGUAUGGAGACAUGAGAGUGAUGAUGGCCUAUGAGCUCUUCAGCAUGUGGCAGAAGCUUGGUGAGAAUAAGCCCCACUUUAUCCCUGGAAUGAUGGGUCCAUUCCUGGGAGUGACGCUCGUGCCUCAGAGCGAGGUCCGGAAUAUCAUGAUUCCCAUCUUCCAUGACAUGAUGGACUGGGAGCAGAGGCAGAACGGCAACUUCAAACUGGUGGAAGCAGAGUUGAUGGACAAGCUGGAGAGUAUGGUGUCAGAUGGGAAAGGGGAUGGCAAUCACAGAGAGCUUUUUGGUCUGCUGACCCAGUUGUUUGGGCCUUACCCCAGCCUACUUGAGAAAAUUGAGCAGGAGACGUGGAGAGAGACGGGCAUCUCAUUUGUCACCUCCGUCACGAGACUGAUGGAGCGGCUGCUAGAUUACAGGGAGUGUAUGAAAGGAGAUGAAAUGGAGAACAAGAAAAUUGGUGGCUCUUCCAACCUCAUGAACUUCUACAAGUCUGAGAUGAACAAGGAGGAGAUGUACAUCCGCUACAUCCACAAGCUGUGUGAUCUGCACCUGCAGGCAGAGGACUACACAGAGUCAGCGUUCACCCUGCUUCUGUACUGGGAGCUGCUGCACUGGGAGGACCGCCCCCUCAGAGAGUUCCUCCACUACCCCACACAGAGCGAGUGGCAACGCAAGGAGGGCCUCAGUCGUAAAGUCCUCCACUAUUUCAACAAGGGAAAGUGUUGGGAAUAUGGAAUAUCACUCUGUCGGGAACUGGCUUUCCAGUAUGAAACCUUAUAUGAUUACCAGAGUCUGAGCUGGAUAAGGAAAAUGGAAGCUGCAUACUAUGACAACAUCAUAGAACAGCAGAGGAUUGAACCAGAGUUCUUCAGGAUGGGCUUCUAUGGCAGGAAGUUUCCUUUUUUCCUUAGGAAUAAGGAAUUUGUGUGCCGGGGUUAUGACUAUGAACGACUUGAGGAUUUCCAGCAAAGGAUGCUGGGAGAAUUCCCACAGGCCAUUGCCAUGCAGCACCCCAACCAACCAGAUGACGCCCUCCUACAGAGUGAUGCUCAGUACCUGCAGAUCUAUGCGGUGACCCCAGUGUCAGACAUUACUGAUGUGCCUCAGCUGGAGCGUGUCCCAGAGAGGAUCAAGAGCUUCUACCGCAUCAACAAUGUCACUCGCUUUCACUACGACAGACCCUUCCACAAGGGACCCAAGGACAGGGAGAAUGAGUUCAGAAGCCUGUGGAUUGAGAGAACCACCCUGAUUCUGUCUCGUCCCCUCCCUGGAAUCUCCCGCUGGGCUGAGGUGGAGAGGAGAGAACUGGUGGAGGUGAGCCCUCUGGAGAAUGCCAUCUACGUGGUGGAGAAUAAGACCCAGGAGCUGCGGACCCUGAUCAGCCAGUACCAGCACCGGCAGCACCAUGGCAACAUCAACCCCCUCAGCAUGCUGCUCAACGGGGUCAUAGAUGCUGCAGUCAAUGGGGGCAUCGCCAGAUACCAGGAGGCAUUCUUUGAUAAGGAGUACAUCAACAGUCAACCAGAGGACACAGAGAGGAUAGCUCAGCUAAAUGACCUGAUGCAGGAACAGGUUCACAUCCUUGGAGUGGGGCUGGCUGUCCACGAGAAGUUGGUGCACCCAGAAAUGCGUCCUCUGCACAAAAAGCUGAUAGAUCAGUUCCACAUGAUGAGGGCUGGUUUACACCAGUCUUUAUAUGUGGCCCAACAGGGGUUGCCAGCGGGCUACACAGGGGUCAACUCUCCCAGAGGCAUCCUGACCACUCACAGCCACAUGAGCCCAGAGAGCGUUCGUCUGAUACACAGACACAGCCCUAUGAACCUGCAAGGUUCUAUACGCCAGUCCUCCUCCUCCCUCUCUUCUCACACCUCCAGCGAGGCGGGAGGAAACCUGGUCAUCCUGACAGAUGGCCUGAUGGGAGAGCCCCCUGAGGAUACGGCACACAUGCAGCCAAGCCCCUCCUCCUCCAGUCUGAGCUCCAUUCGCUCCACCUCUUCCCAGAUAAUCAACUCCGCCCCUUCCAGCGCUAGAGGCUCUCCGUCCCUACCGGAUAAAACCAAACACAACCGGGAGGUGAUGAUUCUGCUGCCCCCUCACCAGAGAACUAACAACACCAUGUACUACAGCAUGACUGACAACGGACAGAGCAACAAUCUGCAGCGUGCCUUACUCCAACAAGUGAGCCCCUGUAAGCCAUGCAUUGAUCCUCAUAUGGGCUUGCCAGAGAAAGUGUUCCCUAGUGCCCCCAGCAGCUGGAGUCUAGAUGGGGAGGGUAGGGAGACAGUGCCCUACAUCCAGGGACCCACAGGGGGUGUUAUCAUGCCCCCCGUCCCGCCCAGGUCCUUCCCACCAGGUCACUUCCUGAUGCACUUUGAUGCGUUCCACCACCAGAACAGUGACCCACCCCCAGCACUGCCCAUUCGCUCUCUCAGAAAGUCUCCUCUCCACCCCAUACCAGGCUCCCCUACCAGUCCUCAGUCAGCCCUGGGGGGCAGUAACUCCACCCUCUCGGGCAGUGCCAGCAGUGGCGUCUCCUCUCUGAGUGAGAGUAACUUUGGGGGCCAGUACCCUGAUCCCCCUGUGCGAAAUGAUGCCAUGGAGCCCGUCCCCAGCCACCUGUGGACCCCUGAAGAGUACCUGGACUCUCCUUACCUCCACAUCCAUUACAGCGGGCCAGAAGCAGAGUCCCUCGACCAGGUCCGACCCUUCCACUACCGCAAUCCUGUCUCACACCUCCACCCUCACUCCCACCCCCAGUCUCACCCCCAACCGGCCGGCCUCGACGGUCACACCCACCCUCACUCCCACCCCCAGUCUCACCCCCAACCGGCCGGCCUCGACGGUCACGCCCACCCUCACUCCCACCCCCAGUCUCACCCCCAACCGGCCGGCCUCGAAGGUCACCCCCACCCUCACUCCCAUGGGCCCACCCACCACCAGAUACCACUCCACGGCCCCCACCGCAUUCCUUACCGGCGCCCCCAACCCCCGGCUGUGCCCCCCAAGCCCUACCUGAGGGAGGGGUGCAUCCCUGAGGAGGACCUGAGCUCUCUGUUGCCCCAGCCCAUCCCCCUGCCUCGGAGGAUCUUCCACUCCCCCCAUAGCCACAGAGAGGAGCAAGCCAAGGCUGCAUGGGAGCAGUGCAUCAGCGAGGAACACGAGGAGACACCAUGAGGAGACCAUCUUUGGCUUCAUCUCAAUAGUCUAUUAUAUUAUAGUACUAAAGUGCUGGGCCUCUUGGAGAUUUCAGUCACCUCGGUGCAUCUAAAUAGUCUAAAGUGACUCCCUCCCCCCUGUCUCCUUUCCUUCAGCUGCAUUGAUGUGAAAGAUCAUGGGCUGUGGAAUCAUGCAAAUACAUUGUAGUCAUUGACCAUAUUGCUUUCAUGCUUUCAUCCAUCCCAUGUUUUCAUAUCAGUGCAGAUAAAGGGGAGGAAACAAGGAGAGGAAUCCACUUUAGACUAUUGAGAUACGCCCUCAAUCUUCUCACUGUAUUCAGACAGUCUGAUUCUGAAUGGAGGAAGCAGCCUCAUAAGAAUUAAUAAGGGAAAUAUUAUCUGUUGGACAAUGUGACCGAUAAUAAUGACUUUGUUUAAAUUAAUAUUGAUUGUACACUCUUCUACAACUAGUAUGUGAGCAUGUUUAGUUUAUUUUCAUUUGAGAACAAUAUACAGCCGUUUUGUGAAACAUGACGAUCUCGAUCAACAUGAUCAAACGAUACAAACUCCGAAAGGACCCCCCCUUUUCCACAACAAAAGGCAACUACAGAAAGUUAUAUUCUUAGUAAAGUGAUGUUGUCUUUUCUGCUUUCAAUGCUACAUAUAUCUAACCUAUUAUUUUGAUAGCUUUGCUACAGUAUGUAUGGGGUUUUCAAGUACACUUUCCAUUUUUUUCUUUUUCUUUUUUUUUACACAACACUGUUUAGUCCUUCGCCAUAUGGCAUUCUCCCAUACUCUGUUCUGAUACUUGGUUCUCAUUGAAAGCAAGUAUGUUAUUUGACCUGGGUCGCUCUUCUCAACCCAAACCUCAAAGGACAUAUAAACCUCAGUCUAGGAGUAUUCAUCCAUACGAUACGUAUGGAAAACCAAUGUGAAUGUAUUUAAACAAGAUGUGCUAUUUGUAUUACACAAGUGGCAGGUCUUAUUUUCUGUUAAUGUGUUUUAUAUUUAAGUUAUGUAUCUAUUCCAGUCUUCUAAUGUUUUGUGUACCAGAUAGAAAUAUCUGAUGAGAGGAGCAUGAGUGUUCUCUGACUGACAGAUCUGAUCAAUCCUUGGGAGGGGUACAAGGAAGGGGUGAAAUUGGCAGGUGCUGGAACAACAGUGAGUUCCAAUUUCAGUUGCACAGGUUGAGCUGGAUCCAAUAGGACUGGAUUCAUCCCUGAAAGUAGAUGGUGAUGGAGACGAAGAUGUGGUAAAAUGAGAAGUAACGAAGAACAAUGAAGAAUAAUGACUUAACAGUACCUCAAUCACCUAUUGGACUAACUGUACUCAGAAAACCAGUAUCACAUCCUCUCUCUGCCUCUAUAUGUUUCAGGCCAAUGUCAACCAACAAGUACUAAAUAUGGACCGUGCGUAAAUGGACUGAUGGCAAUGCCAGUGCUUCUGUCUGAUUUACAGUACAAGUUACCUGUUUUAAUCACCCCCACACCCUCUGCGCACCUCCCUCCGCCCACCUGCCUUAAGUGCACUGAAUUGCAGUAUCAAUCUCUCGCUCAGACAACUCACUUGACUGGUUCUGAGAAACUCGUGAAAAUGACAGUUCUCCUUUCUCGUCACUUUCUCAACACUCUCCGAACAAAGCAGAUAAUAUCAACGUGUGACAUCUGUUUCGUCCUGCCUUGGUUGACGAUGUGGUGCUACAGUAAUACUUUCUGCCUGCAUCUCCUCUUCACCCUGAUCUGCAAUAUGGACAUGUUUGUGUAUAGAAGAUUAGUAUGAGUAGCUCAGACAGGACCAUGAGUUUGAUCUCCUUGGGGAAUGAAGGUACAACAGACAGUUAGCUGAGAUGUAACGUAGAAUUCACCACCAGUGGGUUGGAAAGUGGAGGUCAGUGUUCCAACGACAGCUCUUUGUUUCACACAGUCCUUUUCUGCAGGUAAAUGCUUGGUUUUGUGUUCUUGUAAAUCAGGUUCUCCACUGAUCAGACAUCUAUUUUUGUAUGCAGGUUCAUCAGUGUUGACGUUUUUCACUGAUGUACCAUGAAAGGAUGCAGGGUAUGUUUAGCAGUGGAAUUAGUAUGGAACAGCAGAGCUAUAGAUUAAAUAAGAUGAAUAUCAGGUGUAGGGGCAAGCUGAUGUUGAGAGGUGUGAUACUCAGAUCAAAUAUAGGUACAAUAGAAUUUUUCAAUGUAAAUUCUGUUACUGUACAUACAGCGGUAUUGUGAAAUAUUUUUGAGAAUUAUUGCAGACCCCCCUAAAAUAAUUGUAUUGUUGUUUUGUGUAAAUACACGUACUCCAGAAAUGGAUAUAGUUGAUGAAUAUCUAUAAUCAAUGUUUAAAGAAGACCAAUCCAUUAGACUGUGGUGUGUCUGCAUUGUUGACUUCAAAUCUUCAAAUAUAAAUACUUUAUACACUUUUCAAUGUGCUUUCUUGUACAUAUGGUGUUAGCAUGAUCAAACAGUGUUUGGUUGUAAAAGUGGUUUGCCUACUCCCAUAACUGCUGUGGUAUGGAUUCAUUAACAAUGCCAAACAUUAAAGACAAUCUUUUAUCA
Messenger RNA from Oncorhynchus kisutch (coho salmon), 9594 nucleotides. Its product is annotated as dedicator of cytokinesis protein 3. Gene Ontology annotation, biological process: small GTPase-mediated signal transduction. Gene Ontology annotation, cellular component: cytoplasm; plasma membrane. Gene Ontology annotation, molecular function: guanyl-nucleotide exchange factor activity; small GTPase binding. NCBI's taxonomy places the organism in Eukaryota, Metazoa, Chordata, Actinopteri, Salmoniformes, Salmonidae. The coding region runs from base 691 to 7062 and encodes 2123 amino acids. The record is from RefSeq and is a predicted model, not a curated record. The transcript is spliced from 54 exons.